This is a messenger RNA of Oncorhynchus masou masou (cherry salmon), 2280 nucleotides long. RefSeq names its product extracellular calcium-sensing receptor. The record is from RefSeq and is a predicted model, not a curated record. The transcript has 8 exons. Lineage: Eukaryota; Metazoa; Chordata; Actinopteri; Salmoniformes; Salmonidae. Gene Ontology annotation, cellular component: plasma membrane. Gene Ontology annotation, molecular function: G protein-coupled receptor activity. Gene Ontology annotation, biological process: G protein-coupled receptor signaling pathway. The coding region runs from base 1 to 2280 and encodes 759 amino acids.
AUGAUGACCAUGGUGUUUACAGUGGAUGAGAUUAACCGUAACUCAACCUUACUGCCAGGUGUGAGGCUAGGCUACAGAAUCUUGGACAGCUGUGACCACGUCCACACCAGCCUGAGAGGGGCGCUCUCCGUGGUCACUGGGAAGAGGACUGAGGAGCACAUAGAGAAGGGGGUGGAGGAGAGGAUGCCUGGGUGCCUGGCUGGAGCCCCUGUACCUGCUGUCGUCGGUCUAGCCUCCUCCACCCCUACAGGGGCUGUGGCUCACACCCUAGGCCCCUUCAAUAUCCCACUGGUGAGCUACUUUGCAACCUGUACCUGUCUGACAGAUAAACUCUCCUACCCCUCGUUCCUGCGGACUGUGCCCAGUGACCUGUUCCAGGUUCGUGGUUUAGUCCAGUUGGUGAGCCACUUCGGCUGGCGCUGGGUUGGCAUCCUGGGCACCUCUGAUGACUACAGUCGCUAUGGCAUCCAGGCCUUUACCCAGCAGCUGAAGGACCAGGGAGGCUGCCUGGCGUUCCACCUUACCAUCCCCAAUUCGCCCUCCCCAGCUGGGCUACGUGCCAUGGCCGACACCCUGCAGAGCUCCAGGGCUCGCGUGGUGGUAGCCUUCGCUACAGAGGGCCAGCUGCUGGAGUUUCUCUCUGAGGGCACCCUGGGCUUCUCCUUCCCAGGAGUCUGUAUCCCUGGCCUGGGGGACUUCCUGCUGAAGGUCAGGCCCUCGCCCACACCGGGGUCUGAGUUCAUCAAUAUGUUCUGGGAGGAACUGUUUGGCUGCAGGUUGGAUUUUGGGGCGGGCAGCAACUCAAAGAGUUCUGGGCUGACUGCUAUGUGUACUGGUUCAGAAGACCUGAGGGACACAGAGAGCAGCUACUCUGACGUGUCUCGGGUCAGGAUCUCCUAUAACGUGUAUAAGGCAGUGUAUGCUGUAGCCCACGCACUACACCAGCUGCUACAGUGUGACUCUACUGGACACGGACAAGCUCAGGAGAAGUGUAACACCAGCACAUAUUUUACACCCAGACAGCUCUUACACCACCUGAAGAGGGUGAAUUUCACCAAUCAGUUUGGGGAGAAGGUGCAUUUUGAUGCCAAUGGGGAGCCAGUUCCCCUCUAUGACAUUAUUAACUGGCAGAAGGUCAGCAGUGGAGAUAUCAAGUUCAAGAAGGUGGGAAGCUAUGACGGCUCUGCCCCCCUCAGCCAACAAUUGCAGAUUGAUGAGAGCGCCAUCGUGUGGAUAGGAGGGCAAUCACAGGUGCCAGUGUCUCUGUGCAGUGCCCCCUGCCCUCCAGGCAGCAGACAGGCCCGUCGUCCAGGAGAGCCUCCUUGCUGCUUCGACUGCCUGCCCUGUGCAGCUGGGGCGAUCAGCAACCAGACAGGUUCCUUAGACUGCACUAGAUGUCCUGAGUUCUACUGGUCAGACAGAGACAGGGUGAAGUGCGUCGCUGGGAUAGAAGACUUCCUGUCCUUCUAUGACACCAUGGGAAUCAUCCUGGUGUCACUCUCCCUGCUGGGUGUUGUCUCGACAACCACCGUCACAGCCAUCUUCCACCGUUUCCGUGCCACGCCCGUUGUCAAGGCCAACAACUCAGAGCUGAGCUUCCUGCUUCUCCUGUCACUCCAGCUUUGCUUCUUGUGCUCGCUGCUGUUCAUUGGGCGUCCCUCUGCGUGGUCGUGUGGGUUACGCCAGGCAGCGUUUGGGGUAAGCUUCGUGCUCUGCCUCUCCUGCCUCCUGGUCAAGACCAUCGUAGUGCUGCUGGCCUUCAGGGCCACUGUACCAGGCUCCAGUGCUCUGAUGAAACUGUUUGGACCUUCCCAGCAGAGGACACUGAUUCUCUGCUCCACCUCACCUCAGGUGUGUCUCUGUGCUGGCUGGCUCUCCAUGGCUCCUUCCAUCCCGUUUAGGAACUCUUCGUACCAGGGUCUGACUGGCAUGGUAGUGCUGGAGUGUAAGGAGCCCUGGCCCCCAGGGUUCUAUUUGGUGCUGGGCUACAUCGGCUUGCUGGCCUCUCUCUGUCUCCUCUUAGCCUUCCUGGCCAGGAAACUCCCUGACACCUUCAACGAGGCCAAGCUCAUCACCUUCAGCAUGCUGAUCUUCUGUGCUGUAUGGAUCUCCUUCGUCCCUGCCUACGUCAGCUCUCCUGGGAAGUACACUGUAGCUGUGGAGAUAUUUGCCAUCUUAGCCUCUAGUUUUGGACUGCUGCUGUGCAUCUUUGCCCCUAAAUGUUACAUCAUCUUACUGAGACCAGAGAGGAACACUAAGAAAACACUAAGAAAGGGAUGA